CCCGGGAUGAUCCUGCCCGCGGCAUGGAGCCAGUGUCCGUCGAUGACUGCCGUGCGUGCCAGCAGCAGCAACUGCAGCUGCAGCUGCAGCAGCAGCAACAACAGCAACAGCAGCAGCAGCAGCAGCCGUCGUCCCCCGCCGACGGUGGAGACAACGAGGAGGAAGGGGGCGGCGCCGAGGACGAAGAGAAGUCUAUCCCGGUGGCCUUCCCGCGCAACAUCCUGCGCUGCCUGGUGCUGCUGCUGCCCGUGUCGGUGCCCGUGGUGGUGUACGUGCGGGACGCCGACUCUACGCGACGCCUCUUCCUGGUCGCCUUCGCACUCUUCCUGCUGCUCGUCUUCUCCUGCGUCACCAUGGCGCUGGUGCGGUCCCGCAGCAGGGCACACGACGACGACGAGGAGGCUGCGCCCAGGGCCGGGCGCCCGUCAAGCCGAGGCCUGCCUUUCCUGCGAGCCAUGCCGUACCGCGUGGCGGCGCGGGCCCCUCCCCGCUACCCGGGCUACCGGCUGGCCGGCCACCAGCAGCUGAGCGCCGCCCGGUGCGCCGCACUGGCCGCAGAGGACCCGCCGCCCUGCUACCUGGACGCUCUUCGCUGCCCGCUGGCGCAGACGUACAAGGCGCGCGACACCGAGACGCCGCCGCCCGCGUACGACGCCAUCUCCUGAGCCUCGGACUACUCGCAUGCCGUGAGCCAGCAGGGAGAAGGCGCGAGACGCGCGCACACUUAGUGGACCAAGCAUCCUCGACUGCGGCGACGACCGAGCGUCUCAGACGGGGCGUCACCCUGACCGGGAGCAUACGAUGCUCCGGCUGCGCGCCUCCGGGAGUCAUCGCACGAGCUGAAUGUACGUGCUUCCUGUGAAGCCAGGUGACCACGCUAUGCCCUGUGGACACGGAUGAAGAUCCUCGUUCGCAGUGCACGGUGCCGAGUUGACGUGACCACAGAGUGACCGCGAGAAAGCGGCGCUUCCGUGUGAGCGACGAUGAGAGUUCUUUCGUCUUCUUCAGAGUUGGUGUCUGCGUCUUCAACGCGCGAGUGGUUUCGGUGUCGUCACAGCGUUGCAUAUCGUGUGCGAAUGCAGGGCGACUGACUCCCUUUCGCAGUGCGCGGUGCCGUGCUCCUAUGGUCACAGAAUUAAGUGAGAGCUGUAGCUCCGUGCGCACAAAGUACCGUCUAGCGAGGUCCUUCUUUGUCUCCGAACUCGUAGGUGUAACUCAUCACUCCACGAAUGGAUUACCUCCUUCGAAACCAGGCGACAGCGUUGUCUUGGGUGUGUGCGUGAAGUAAGAACCUAUAGUUCGCAGUGAACGGCACCGAGCUCACACGAUCAUCGAGUGAAGUGAGAAAGAAGUGCUUGUGCGCGGCUGUGAACGCCGUGUUUCUGCGAAUCAGCGCGUGGCUUCACAGACGACGCCGUGAUGGACGGACGCGAGAUCCCCGGGAAGCCUGCGUCGAGACGACGUAUUCUAUCCACGACACGGAAGCCUUUUCUGCGCUCGUGCUCUGUACAAAAUUCUCGCGCAGACUCUCGCGAUGGCGACAUUGAGGCCGACAGAGACGAAUGUUUGCGUGUGUGCGUGUUUACAAACGGUGUUUAUGCGUGUACAUAGAGGAGGUUCGUCGAGUGCUCGCUCCACCGUUCGAGAGACCUUGCUUCCCUCGGUCAGUGGUGACGUUGCGUUUAAGGGUGCAUCGGCAGAGGUUCCGAUCGCGGUGCAUCCAAAUCGUACAGCUCUCGCGUUGCGCUCAUUGCGUCUCCUUCAGCAGUUGACGGAGGGACACAGCUAGCGCGCACGCUCCCGGUUGGUGAAGGGCUCGGCAUGAACCACAGGUUUAAGGGCUAGGCUCGUAAUUCACAAGUCUUCGAUAUCAAAGGUCACGCGAGGCGCUCUGUAUUCGAAUGUCGACAGUAACUGCCCCUGUGUGCGACCAAAAGAACUCUCGGACGAUUAAGCUUGUAUGCAGAAAUACCUCG
Messenger RNA from Dermacentor silvarum, 1976 nucleotides. RefSeq lists its product as uncharacterized. The transcript has 2 exons. The record is from RefSeq and is a predicted model, not a curated record. NCBI's taxonomy places the organism in Eukaryota, Metazoa, Arthropoda, Arachnida, Ixodida, Ixodidae. The coding region runs from base 24 to 665 and encodes 213 amino acids.